UCUACUUUUAAUUCGGUUUAUCAGGUCUAAAAUUAGCUUCUCGGAUGUUUUUUCCGUCUGUGUGGCUCCUCAGGAGGAUUCAGGACGCAGGAUUUACAGCUUAAAUAUCUCUAAAUCUCCGGCUAAACAAGGUCAUGUCAAUCGCAUUAGCUUUAGCAAGAUGUCGGUGGUUCAAUCACAAAUGGCGCCAUGUUCCCUACGCAAGUGCACUACUACUCUACUAUGGCGUAAUGGCGUCCGCGCAGUAUGAAGUGCACUACUUAGUGUACUAGAAAGGAAUUUGGGAUUCGGCCUGCGUUUAAUCGUAGUUGAGAUAGCUUCAUUCAAAUUAGCGAACGCACAAAAAUGGAGUGGGCAAGCCAGUUAUGUGAAAACAGAGGCUUAGGAUCCAAGAUGACCGACUCGAAAUAUUUCACCACCACCAAGAAAGGGGAGAUCUUUGAGCUGAAGGCUGAGCUGAACAGUGAUAAGAAGGAGAAGAAGAAGGAGGCAGUGAAGAAGGUGAUCGCCUCCAUGACAGUGGGUAAAGAUGUCAGCGCGCUGUUUCCCGACGUGGUGAACUGCAUGCAGACGGACAACCUGGAGCUGAAGAAGCUGGUCUACCUGUACCUGAUGAACUACGCCAAGAGCCAGCCCGACAUGGCCAUCAUGGCCGUCAACACCUUCGUCAAGGACUGCGAGGACCCGAACCCUCUGAUCCGAGCGCUGGCCGUGCGCACCAUGGGCUGCAUCCGCGUGGACAAGAUCACGGAGUACCUGUGUGAACCUCUGCGCAAGUGCCUGAAGGACGAGGAUCCCUACGUGAGGAAGACGGCGGCCGUGUGUGUGGCGAAGCUCCACGACAUCAACGCCCAGCUGGUGGAGGAUCAGGGCUUCCUGGACACGCUGAAGGACCUGAUCUCUGACUCCAACCCCAUGGUGGUGGCGAACGCUGUAGCCGCUCUGUCGGAGAUCGCCGAGUCGCAUCCCAACAGUAACCUUCUGGACCUGAACCCUCAGACCAUCAACAAGCUGCUGACGGCGCUGAACGAGUGCACCGAGUGGGGACAGAUCUUCAUCCUGGACUGUCUGGCCAACUACACGCCCCGCGACGACCGCGAGUCCCAGAGUAUCUGCGAGAGAGUGACCCCCCGGCUGUCUCACGCUAACUCCGCCGUGGUCCUGUCGGCCGUCAAGGUGCUCAUGAAGUUCAUGGAGAUGCUCCCGAAAGACCUGGACUAUUACGGGACCCUGCUGAAGAAGCUGGCUCCUCCUCUGGUCACUCUGCUCUCCGCAGAACCCGAGCUGCAGUACGUGGCUCUGAGGAACAUCAACCUCAUCGUCCAGAAACGGCCCGAGGUCCUGAAGCACGAGAUGAAGGUGUUCUUUGUGAAAUAUAACGACCCGAUAUACGUCAAACUGGAGAAGCUAGACAUCAUGAUCCGCCUGGCCUCUCAGGCCAACAUCGCACAGGUGCUGGCCGAGCUGAAGGAAUACGCCACCGAAGUGGACGUGGACUUCGUCCGCAAAGCCGUCCGCGCCAUCGGCCGCUGUGCCAUCAAAGUAGAGCAAUCGGCCGAGCGCUGCGUCAGCACCCUGCUGGACCUCAUUCAGACCAAAGUCAACUACGUGGUGCAGGAAGCCAUCGUCGUCAUCAAGGACAUUUUCCGCAAGUACCCUAACAAGUACGAGAGUGUGAUUGCCACCCUGUGUGAGAACCUGGACUCUCUGGAUGAACCGGAGGCGAGAGCAGCGAUGAUCUGGAUCGUGGGAGAAUACGCCGAGAGGAUCGACAACGCAGACGAGCUGCUCGAGAGCUUCCUGGAAGGGUUCCAUGAUGAGAGCACACAGGUGCAGCUGCAGCUCCUCACUGCCAUCGUCAAACUGUUCCUCAAGAAGCCCACUGAGACCCAGGAGCUCGUCCAGCAAGUACUGAGCCUGGCCACACAGGACUCGGAUAACCCGGACCUGCGUGACCGCGGAUACAUCUACUGGCGCCUGCUGUCCACCGACCCGGUGGCGGCGAAGGAGGUGGUGCUGGCCGAGAAGCCUCUGAUCUCGGAGGAGACGGAUCUGAUCGAGCCCACGCUGCUGGACGAGCUCAUCUGCCACAUCGGCACGCUGGCCUCCGUCUACCACAAACCGCCCAGCGCUUUCGUCGAGGGCAGCCGAGGAGUGCAGCACAAACGCCUUCCUGCCCGCACCGGCUCUGGUGAGAGCGCUGAAAGCCCGGAUGUCGGCCAGUCAGUGGGCGGAGUCUCCGAUGCUCCGCCCGCUGUCAUUCCAUCCCAGGGUGAUCUCCUGGGUGACCUGCUUAACCUGGACCUGGCUCCGCCCACCACUACCGUGCCCUCCGUGCCCCCUGCCAUGCAGAUGGGGGCCGUCGACCUGCUGGGUGGAGGACUGGACAGUCUGAUGGGAGACGAAUCGGAAACGCUGGGUGGAGACAUCGGCGGCAGUCCCGCGGUGGGCGUGGGUCUCGGGGGCGCUCCUGUGGGAAUGGCGGCGGGUCUUGGCGGUGCCCCGGCUGUCGGAGGCGGUCUUGGCGACCUGUUUGAUCUGGGUGGAGGUGUCGGCAUGGCAACAGGAGCCUACGUGCCGUCCAAAGCGGUGUGGCUGCCGGCGAUGAAGGCUAAAGGGCUGGAGAUCUCGGGAACGUUCGCUCGGCGUGGUGGUGCGAUCCACAUGGACGUGUCUCUCACCAACAAGGCCAUGAGCGUCAUGACCGACUUCGCCAUCCAGUUCAACAAGAACAGUUUCGGAUUGGCUCCCGCUGCUCCUCUGCAGGUCCUGACUCCUCUCAGCCCCAAUCAGACGGUGGAGGUGAGCCUCCCGCUCAGCACCAACGGCCCGGUCAUGAAGAUGGAACCUCUGAACAACCUCCAGGUAGCGGUGAAGAAUAAUAUUGACGUGUUCUACUUCAGCUGCCAGUACCCCAUCAGCAUGCUGUUUGUCGAGGAUGGGAGGAUGGAUCGUCAGUUGUUCCUGGGUACCUGGAAGGACAUUCCCAGUGACAGUGAGACUCAGUUUCAGAUAAAAGACUGUCACCUCAGUGCAGACGCCGUCUGUAACAAGCUGCAGGGCAGCAACGUGUUCACUGUGGCCCGACGCACAGCCGACGCCCAGGAGCUCCUCUACCUGUCCCUCAAACUGACCAACAGCAUCUGGGUGCUCGCCGAGCUGCGCGUACAGAGCGCCAACCCCAACCACACGCUGUCAGUGAGGUGCCGUGCCCCGGAGGUCUCUCAGUACGUCUGUCAGAGCUUUGAGCUGAUCCUCCGGAACUGAACCUCGGAGUCGGAGUCGGACUGGAAGCUGAGUCUGGACCGGAACCACCCCAACACCUCCCUCUCUCUCCUCUGUCUCUCAGCCACAGACCCGUCAGGCUGAACUGCUUUUAAUCCGUCCUCUCCUCCUCCUCUUCCUCCUCUCCCUCCUCUUCCUCUCUGCAUUCAUUACAACACAUCUACAAUCUGUUUCAUUUUUAAUUUAAACAAACGCAGCGCUUGUCAGAGAGACGGCUCUGAGUUUAAACAGAUGAUUCUGGUGGUGGGGACUUUAUUCAUGUGUGUACUACUCAAUUAUAGAUUUGUAUUUUGGUGUGUGUGUGUGUGUGUGUGUGUGUGUGUGUGUUGCCUGCAUCUCUUGUGUAUUAUUCACGUAGCAAGCCGCUCUCGUUAAACGUCCUUAAAUCCCUCUGCGUUUUCAUCCUGAAUGUUAAAAAGGGCUUCGUUUCUCAUAUUUAAAAAAAAAAACAAAAAAAAAAACAAAAAUACUAAACACUUCAGACGUGUUCAAUCAGCCAAUCUCGUCUCAAGUUCGCUUCUAAGGCUAACGUAGCUAACACGUCCUGCAAGCCUGUAGCUACCAGUUUAGCAUUUCUAAAUCACAGACUCCCCUCAGGAGGCGUUAGUUAGUCCACUAACACUAUUAAACAUCUUCACGAUCAAUCUGCACGGGAAUAAGGUUCUUACGAAGACUCGAGCGUUCUAAUACUGCUCUACGAAUCGACCGAUAACGAACACGCCCACUAACUACAACUCAAUCCCGCCUUCGCCCCUGUAGGCCACGCCUCUUUCCUGACUGAUGAAAGAACGCGCUCGCGUGUAACAUGCUGAACCCGAGGCUAUACGCUUCCACUCGCUGUUAGCUACGUUAGCCUCGUAGUCCUGGUGCAACACUAAAGAAGCAGAUUUCACACUCUGGACCCGUCACGGCUGAGUACAAUCGAGCUAACGCGGAAAAUUUACGGUUCGGAAAAAGACAAGUGCACCGAAGUGGAGACUCGUUUUUUUUUUUUGGGGGUUAAACUGUUCCAUCUGUGUUUUUUUUUUUCUCGAGAGAGAGCUAUGUGCAGCAUGCAGCUGGAGACGCGAGCUAAUUAGCGACGAUGGCUUUAUUAUUUUUUUUAAAAGAGAUCAUUCCAUCUGUGUGUGUUUGUGUGUGUGUGUGUGUGUGUUUCUCUCUUUAUUAUUAUAUCUGAUUGGAUUGAGGACAGACGCUAGGAAGUGUGUUUUUGCGUGUUCCGAGUUUUAAUAGCUGUAAGAGUAAAAGCCUGCCAGAUUCUUAUCCUCAUCCGACUGUGUGUUUUUUUUUUUCUUCUCUUAUCUCUCUGCUUUAUUAUGAACACAUGGCAGAAGUGCUUUGUUUUUUUUUCUUCUUCCCCACACUGCACACGUUUGCUCUUCAAAUUAAAGUCUUAACCGCAGGCUCUAGACAGCUUCUGUAGCUUUAUACGUUAAAUCUUCACCUCGUUCGGAGACCUCGAGGUUAAAUCCUGACAGCUUUCUGUUCCCGUGUCGAGAACAGCGACGCUAGUCGAUCACAGACGUCCGUAAGUCGCGUAUGGCGUCUCCGCUGAGCGUGUUCAGCCGUGCUGUGACGGUUUAGCAGCGGUUUAGUGAGAUGCGCUGACUUUACACAUCUGUGGAUAAAUAAAUAAAUAAAUAAAUAAAUAAAUAAAUAAGACUACAGAAAUCCAGAACGUAAAUUUUUUCCACCUCUUUUACCCCAUAAUCUCGUUUCACCUCACUGCAUUUCCUCAAGGUUAUUAUGAAAUGGUAAAGCGAGCAUCACAUCAAACACACACUCUCUCUCUCUCUCUCUCUCUCUCUCUCUCUCUCUCUCUCUCUCUGUCUCAGAACGAUUACCUGUGUGAAGCCCUCACCCCUCAAACCACGCAGCUUGAAACUUCAUCAUGCGUUUGUGUUGAUAUGUGCUGUAAAAAUGACUGUUUAUGGUCAGAAGGUGUUGAUUAAUUCUCUAUAUCAGCAGCUCUGACAGUAGCGCAGGUUUAUUUAUAAUGAAUGCGCUUUUUCUGAUACGUUAUCGUUUCUAUAGCAACAGCUCACUCACAGGGACGUGUAGAGCAGAAGCUCUGCUGAUAAUAAACAGAUAAAAACGUGUGUAAUCGCUGAUGUGGUGACGUUUAAAAGAAAGUGAAGUUUAAAGUAAAGAGAUGUUCAUGUAACAUUGAUGGAAGGAGUCUCCAGUGUCAGCGCUUUGUAACAGUCAGAGGUGAAGCUGUAACUUUAAGUUUUCCGACGUCUUCAGGACAGAGUUUACGCUUCUUUGCGGUUUCUCAGUAACGUGCGUAACACGCUGCGAUUAUUUUUCUUAUUAACUUGAAGAGAGAGAAUAAAGAGACGCUGCUGAGGGAACGAGUGUUUAUAGCUGCUAUAACGUAAGCGACAACAGGAACUCACUCGCUUCAGGGAUAAAAAAAAGUGUUUUGUGUCGUUCUUUACUAAAUAAAUAAAUAAUCUGCUGAAAAGUUGCUGUAGUAUAAGAGGAAUAAAACACAAAAGCAGAUCACACCACUCCAUCGUUGUUUGUUUUCCUGCAGCAGCAUGCCCCCGUCAUGUUUUAUUCCUCACUUCAACUCAGAAUAAAACCUAAAAUUUAACCUAAUGAGUGUCAUCCGUUUGUGCUGCACGGAAAUGUUUGUGCUUUAUUGUUUUUUUUAAUUUAUAUAUAACAGAUAUUCCACCUUUAAUACACUGUGAUGUCACUCUCAGCCAUUAAUGUUUAUUGUUAUAUAUAACAGUAAGAUCAUGUAAAAACAAAUCGAAGCAAAUUUUACAGCACAAAUGAACACAAACUGGAUGAUAUUUCAUUUCAGUACAGACAAUACAACAUAACUGCGUUAAAAUCCCUUAGAAAUACACAACCCCAUGUGCUGGAUUUAUCUUUCUAAUAUUAUUAAUAAGCCUCAUUACUGCUGCUGCCUGAUUUUAUUUGCUUUCGUCUGCUUUUGAAAAUUGAAAGACAUUAAAUUAAAAGCAUUUAAACCAGAACUUGAGGAUAAUUUCUCAAACUGAACUACUGAAAAGUCACAAAUAACAGCAAAUACAUCUAAUCCACGUCGUCAUGUUGAGCUUAAUGUCGCUCCUGUGGUGGAAAAGGUGAAUUAAUUUAUUUAUUUAUUUUUAUUUUGGGACUGUGCUAGCGUCCAGAAAGUUGAGAGUUCAGAUCUCAUAAUCAAUUUUUUUUUUUGGGACAAAAGUGUCUGUAAAAGUGAAUUCUAGCAAACCAGCAGCACGUGUUCCUGCAACGCCGAUAUUUCAUCAACGUACGUAUAUAUAUAAAAAAAAUAAAAAGGAAAAAGAUCAAUAUCAGACCACAAUCAAUGUUUUAAUUAAGCACCUUUAAUUAAAAGGCUGAUUAGUUUUUAGAAGUUGAAGUUUUAGAGCCUGAAUGUAGCCUCAGCUUUACAUUAUUCAUCUUUUCCUUCAUCAUUUUUUCCCCGCGUGUGUGUGUGUGUGUGUGUGUGUGUGUGUGUGUGUGUGUGAUUCUAUCUGAGUUUCAAAUCUCAGCCUGUGGAUCCUAAAUGCUAGCCAUAAGCUGAAAAAUGUCUGACGCUGAAGUUUCAACUCGUUUGUGUGAACGUUUCUUUUCCUGGAAUGUUUGAUUAUGAAUAUGCGAAUGAUCUGAAAUGCGAAUAAAACCUCUGGUGUGUUCACAAA
This is a messenger RNA of Pangasianodon hypophthalmus (striped catfish), 6944 nucleotides long. RefSeq names its product adaptor related protein complex 1 subunit beta 1 (gene ap1b1). The coding region runs from base 346 to 3267 and encodes 973 amino acids. Gene Ontology annotation, biological process: intracellular protein transport; vesicle-mediated transport. The transcript is spliced from 23 exons. Gene Ontology annotation, molecular function: clathrin binding. The record is from RefSeq and is a predicted model, not a curated record. Gene Ontology annotation, cellular component: membrane coat; clathrin adaptor complex. NCBI's taxonomy places the organism in Eukaryota, Metazoa, Chordata, Actinopteri, Siluriformes, Pangasiidae.